GGUAAGGUGGCCAUGUGUAUGGACAAUGUAACCAACACAAAGAAGGCCGUUAAAAUAUCCAAGGAUGGACCCCUUUUCUUUGAGCGAGCUAUGGAAGAGGUAGGUUACAAACUCUUAUUAUAAAAUCUGAAGCUGCAUUAUGAGAUAUUUUGAAAUGAGAAACCUACAACCUCGUAUUGAAGGGGACAAACAAAUGGCAAUAAUCACAUUUUGUAUUUCUUCCACAGAUUAAAAUUCUCCAGAAGCUGCAGACUCUCGAUUCCGAUAAAUGCAGUCUGGUGAAAUGGUAUGGCUCGUUCUACCAUGAAAAGUUAAUUUGUUUGGAGUUUGAGCUCCUGGACCUGAGUCUCUAUGAGUACAUGCUGCAGAGAAAACACAACGCUCUGCCCAUAGCUGAGAUCCAUCCAGUUUUACGUCAACUGACAACAGCACUGCUCCACCUUGAGGCCCUGGAAAUAAUCCACGCUGAUAUAAAGCCUGAGAAUAUUAUGGUGGUGAACCGCUUGCAGCAUCCGCUUCAGGUCAAACUCAUUGACUUCGGCCUGGCUCGCCACGUGUCCGAGGCCGUUCCAGGGACCGCUGUUCAGAGUCUGUGGUACAGGGCACCAGAGGUCCUCCUGGGCAUGGACUUCAGUGAACAGAUUGACAUGUGGUCUCUCGGUGCUGUGAUUGCGGAAAUAGCAGCAGGCUUUGGACUGUUCCCCGCGGACCCACGAAUAUGACAACACUGAAAAAAAUUGUGAACUGGUGGGUCA
Molecule: messenger RNA, 755 nt
Organism: Notothenia coriiceps (black rockcod)
Lineage: Eukaryota; Metazoa; Chordata; Actinopteri; Perciformes; Nototheniidae
Product: homeodomain-interacting protein kinase 1-like
Exons: 3
Coding region: 360-722 (120 amino acids)
Biological process (GO): peptidyl-serine phosphorylation; peptidyl-threonine phosphorylation
Cellular component (GO): nucleus; cytoplasm
Molecular function (GO): protein tyrosine kinase activity; ATP binding; protein serine/threonine kinase activity
Source: RefSeq, a predicted model, not a curated record